Messenger RNA from Daldinia decipiens, 706 nucleotides. Its product is annotated as dolichol phosphate-mannose biosynthesis regulatory protein. Gene Ontology annotation, molecular function: enzyme regulator activity. Gene Ontology annotation, cellular component: dolichol-phosphate-mannose synthase complex; endoplasmic reticulum membrane. The record is from RefSeq and is a predicted model, not a curated record. The transcript is spliced from 3 exons. Gene Ontology annotation, biological process: GPI anchor biosynthetic process. NCBI's taxonomy places the organism in Eukaryota, Fungi, Ascomycota, Sordariomycetes, Xylariales, Hypoxylaceae. The coding region runs from base 233 to 505 and encodes 90 amino acids.
CACAUAAUCAAGCCCCCAAGUGCCCCAAGUGCCCCAAGUCUUAGACCAAAGUCCUAAUUGAUCCACUAUUCCAAUUCACUAUUCGUGUCGCGUCUCGUUUCGUUCGAUGGGACAUUUCGAUUUCUAGCCAGGUCAUCAUCUAGACGAAGCCAAUACCAACUAUCUACUUGCCAAUUCACCACGUUCCUUACCUGAACCUAAAAUUUAUUCGUUUACCAUCUUAUAAUCGACAAUGCUCGGCACUCUCGUUGGUUUAGCCAUGCUGGUGGCCGCCUCCGUCGUCUUUCUCUACUAUUCGAUCUGGACGUUGGCUAUGCCCUUCGUCGAUUCAGACCACCCUCUCCACAACUUCUUCCCGCCGCGGGUCUGGGCUAUUCGUUUACCUGUUAUCCUUAUCCUACUCGGAUGCGCCGUUGUCGGCUCGUUCCUGAGCGUCGUCAUGAUCCGUAGCAACAGGAAGAAGGCUGCUAAGGCCAAGGCCGCAGCAUCUAAGAAGAAGGCGUAGAUGGUAUUUGGCUUCGAAAAUUGGGAAACACGUACUCGACAUACAUGGAGAAAUUAGGCAAAGUUGGGCUUAGUUGGACUUAGUUGGACUCUAGUUAUGACAUUGCAAGCGUUGCCCCUGAGCCAGCUGGCUGAUCUAUGUUGCUAAAUCUACAUAAUAAUAAACCCCUAAUGGUAAAAAAUGAACAAUAAUCAAUACAGU